AUGUGCUGUAAAAUUUCAAAUUCAUCAUCAAGUAUUUCAUCGAAUUAUGUUUGUGCUACCAUCAAUGAUCACUGCAACUCACUCACUCAAGCUUGGGACAAUACUCGUUUAGUGUGUGUGGACAAACUUCCGACCAAUUCUGGACUGGACGCAGGAACCAUCGCAGGUAUUGUCGUUGGAUGUUGUGUUGGAGUUUGUCUUAUUUGUUGUGCCACCUUGUUGGCAAUUCGUUACGUCAAGAAAGGAAAAUCAGACACUUUUGAAGAGCGACAAAUUGGGAACUUGUGUGCCGUUGGUAUUGAAAUUAUUAGUGAUUGUUUGCACAAGGCUUUAGAUCUGUAUUCCAUGUAA
Molecule: messenger RNA, 351 nt
Organism: Naegleria lovaniensis
Lineage: Eukaryota; Heterolobosea; Eutetramitea; Acrasida; Naegleriidae
Exons: 1
Coding region: 1-351 (116 amino acids)
Source: RefSeq, a predicted model, not a curated record